GGUCUCUCCGAAUCUGAUUCCCAUCGUGCUUCAUUGCUGCUUUGAUCACCACUUCUGUUGCAUGUCUUGAGUCGGUCUUCCUGUCAGCGACCCAGAGUUCGAGAGCGCCUUUCCUAUAUACCAGACACAAAAAUCUCUUUGUUGUUCUGCCUCAUCUGUCGGGGCAUAGUCGCAUUACAGCCAUGUCUUCUCCGCAAGAAGACAAGAGGCGGCCAGCCGCCCUCAACCUCGCUCCCACCCGAUCAGCAUCCACAGAUUCCUCGACGUCCGAGUCUUCGCUGAAGCCCCCUCGCACUCCUCGCUUUGCAGAAGCCACAUCAGUUCACUCUCCUGUGGAAGGUACUCGGUCACCCUUCGCCGACCCUGUCAGAUCAGAAGUGCCUCAAUCCCAGCCUGGAGACAUCGGGUUCGGUUAUAUCAACAACAGCAGUAGCCACCGCGAGUCCGUCGCCGUUCCAAUGACCCCGAGAUCGCCACUCAAGAGCGCCAUGAGGGUACCCGGGACUCCGGCGAGGAAGAUUGAGAACCCACUCAGCCCAACUUUCCGAGAGGAAGAUAUCUUGGAGAAGCGCGAAGAGGCAACUGACAAGGAACAAGCACGGGACCUGAAAAUCAAGACCCGCGUCCGCAUGGCCAAGUUCGCCCUCCGUGGCGUCAACUUCAGCUGCAGUUUGAUCAUCAUCACCAUGCUUGCCGCCUCCUUCCAGAUCUUCAACGCUACUAGGCGUCUCCCUGCUCAGAGCGGUCUUCCCUCCUGGGCUGAAGGCACAGCCAUUUGGCCCCAAGUGUUGGUAAUCACAAUGGCCUCCAUCUCUCUUCUCGUCUGUAUUGGUGUCUUUCUCGCCUACUGCCGCGGCGGUCAUCACCGUGCUGAGAAAGUUGCUACCUACUAUACCCUGUUCGCCAUCGGCUGGUUCAUUCUCUCCAUGGUCUUAUGGGCUGUCGCUGCUGGUCUCUUCCAGUCAAGCCGAAGCAACGGGGGCGGCAAGGACAUGUGGGGUUGGUCUUGCAAAGAAAACAAGCGCGCCGAGGUCUUUGGUGAGAAGGUCGACUACGCCCUCAUCUGCCGCCUUCAGAACUGGGCCCUCAUCUGCAUGGUCAUCGAGAUCGUCGUCGACGUCAUCUGCGUCCUGCUCUACAGCAUCGUUUUCUACCGAUACUACACCAAGCGCCGCCUCCACAAGUCCAUGGACAUGCGUGACCGCGCCCGUUCUGAUCUCUACCUCGCUCAGCUCCGAACUCAGUCCGCCCCCAACACUCCCGGCCUCAAGUCUCCCGGUCUGUACUCCCAGUAUGCCCUUUCCCCUCGCCACCCUGACAAGACCUUCGACAACCUGUCUCGCAUCGAGGAGGCCUCGCCAUUCACCCCGGGAACCCGCUUCGUCGAGCCGGAGUCCAGCUUCAACAAGCCUAAGCCCAGCUUUCAGCUCCAGGCUCCUCCGGCCAAGGCUCGCUCGGCGACGAAACCCGGCCAGGGCUCGUUCACGCCUACUUCGCCAGAAGGCCCUGCUCCAUUAUUCCCUUUCCAGCAACAGCCCCAGGCGCCGCCGCCGCCGGAGCAACAAUCGCCGCCGCAAGAGCAGACCCAACAGCAUGCGCCAAUGGCUGCUGAUGAGCCAGUCUACGACGCCGUGCCGAUCCCCGGGGCCUACUCCGAUGCCCCGAUGAAGAGCCCGCCGCCACACCAGUACACCUUUGGCCAGGCAAGGUAAAAUGGGGUUGAUUGAUUUGACGAAGAUAAGAGUGGCGAGCGGCCGAGACGUCGAGACGAAUGCGAUGUGUUUUUGAAAACCAAACCCCUUACUGCUUUUCUUUGUAUUCAGCUGAGCUGGCUUUUUUUAAACUCUCCUUUUUUUCUUCGUCACCGAAUUGACGAAAUCAAGAUAUAUACCAUUCUGGCGUUGGGAAAGGCAUCCAAGAUGGGAAAGAUAUUGACCUCCUUCUCUUGCGCAGGUCAACGGUAUGUGGCUUGAACACGAUGGUAGUUCAUAACAGUAAUUUACCAAGUAUUGCAUCAUUGGGCCUGAUUUGUCUCCUUGAAUGAACGAUUGCUCAUUAGGUCUGACUCGGUUUGGUCAUAGUUAAGAUCCAAGACAACAAACCCCACGAUCAAGCCCCGUCCGUCCGCCCCCGCCGCUGAGCAGGAGGGAUAACUUGGGGCCCCGUUUUGCGGGUUUUGGUGCCCUUGAAUCUUUUUACACAAUAACCCACCCACCACUCUCGUUAUACUCCGGUUCAUCAUGAGGAUUGAUCACCAAUCUUUCAUAGCC
Molecule: messenger RNA, 2270 nt
Organism: Colletotrichum destructivum
Lineage: Eukaryota; Fungi; Ascomycota; Sordariomycetes; Glomerellales; Glomerellaceae
Exons: 4
Coding region: 183-1712 (509 amino acids)
Source: RefSeq, a predicted model, not a curated record